This is a messenger RNA of Symbiodinium necroappetens, 1455 nucleotides long. The record is from the annotation of a GenBank genome assembly. Lineage: Eukaryota; Dinophyceae; Suessiales; Symbiodiniaceae.
AUGCUGGGGUUCUGGACUCGGACUUCCGCUUUCAUUUGCUGGAUUUUCUCCUUGUCUCAACAACACCGCUUGAACAACUGUGCGGCUUACAGCGGGGACGCGCUCCGAACAUGUCUCCUUUUCUGGGCGCACUUCCAGCCUCUGGCGGAUGUUUGGUCGUUGGAUGCCGCCAACUCCUUGUCAACAAAAGUGCGGCGCGUAGAACCCGAGCUUCUCCAGGAUGAGGCAGAGCUGAGGACGCCGGUGUCCGGAUUGCGUGAGCGCAUGAAGUCCACGGCCUGCUCCAACCUCGGCCCCACGCGUGAGGACAUUGACGAGCGCGAUGACCGGAAAGACACAAGGAGCGCAGGCACUGCAGCUCCUCUGUGCGCUUUCCUUCUUUUGAUGCAAAUGGCGUCGAUGUACGAAUACACUGCUGCAACAAAAGUGGGCAGCACCUGGCAGCAAGGCAGCGCGGUGCUCCAAACGCUACACUUGCGGCAGUUUGCUCGUGAGCCCAUGGCAGGAUUCCUGGCGAUGUUCCCACAGCUGUGCCAGUUCCUCACACAUUCCACUUGGUACGUGGAGAAGUUUGCCUGGAUGCUGGCUUUUUUGCCUUACCCCUCUGCCAGGAUGGUUGCCUUCUGCCUCUUCUUUGGCCUUCAUUUCGGUAUGAACCUCGCUUUGCGCGUGGGGAACUUCCAGCUUUUCGCUAUGAGCGGGUGGUUGGUGGCACUUCCGAGACCCUUCUUGGACCGAUUGGAGGCUCUGCUUCUGCGCCUCUGGCCCCAAGUGGGCCGUGCUCUGCAACGGGGCCCAAAGAGGCCUGCGAAGACACGGCCGCAGCAGUGGCUUUUCACGAUUCUUCAGCUGCUCGGCUUCGCGCUGAUGCUCGUGACCGUGGCGGAGGGAUGCAGAUUCCGAGGGGACAAAUGUUCCAUGCUCGGCGCCGCAAGGCUGGUGCCCAAAGCCGACGGGUGGCUGGCAAAGCUGGCAUUAAACCAGCGCUGGAACAUGUUUUCGCCCGACGCCCCGUUCAAAUCCCUUCGCGUGGAGCUUUUUGGGGUCCUCGAUGCGCCCAAGUGCCGAGGAGACCAGGACAGCUUCUGGCAUCACUGUCCGGUCGUCGAGCUCUGGUCGAGCAAAGGCUAUCCUUCGUUCACGGAGCAGAUCCCGACUCAGCUUCCCAACUGGGGCAAUAUGUCCAUGCCGGCUCCCAAGACCGUGGACUUUGCCACGAACCGCUGGAGGAAGCUGGUGGAGGACGUAGACCACAGCAUGGGACUCGGAGGGUAUUCUUGCCUGCAGUGGCGGGCUCAGAACCCGCGCCGAAAGCUCUUGGGAGUUUGGCUCGUACGAGCUCGCUCCCACAUGCCGCAAGAGCAGGAGACUCUCGUUGGUGCAUUCCGUCAUUGGUGUGAUGCCGAUGGAAAGGCCGUGAUCAAGAGCCUGCCGCGGCAGCCCUGGCUGAGCUGA